Messenger RNA from Fraxinus pennsylvanica, 981 nucleotides. The record is from the annotation of a GenBank genome assembly. NCBI's taxonomy places the organism in Eukaryota, Viridiplantae, Streptophyta, Magnoliopsida, Lamiales, Oleaceae.
AUGAAAUUUCCCGAUCAUCCACUACCGAAUCCCCCGUUUAUGGGCUCUACAGGUGGAGAUGGCGGAGGGAUUUUCCCUCCACCCCCAGUGAACCAUCCACGGCCCGACUCAUCAAUUUCUUCAUAUGAGCAUCCUCCUCCAUUCAAGAGACCAAAGAUGUCUUCAGAUAACAUGCCAAAUUCUGUGCCUUCCUUAAAUCCGAAGUUGAACCCAUCAAAUCAUCCGGGAAGUAAAGGAGUAACCCAUAUAUUCUAUAAGACGCGAAUGUGCAUGAAAUUUUUGGAAGGCACCUGCUUUAAUGGGGAGCGUUGUACAUUUGCCCAUGGUGUUGAAGAUGUACGAAAACCCCCUCCUAAUUGGAAGGAACUUGUUCAAAAAAAAGAUAAAGGGGUGGGGAACUGGAGCGAUGAGCAGAGAAUGGUACAUGGAUUGAAAAUUUGCAGGAAGUUUUACAAUGGAGAAGAGUGUCCAUAUGGAGAGAACUGCAACUUUCUUCAUGAAUAUCCACCGAUAGAGACUGAUAUUUCGAGGCAGAGGAUAAGUUCUGCAAUAAGCAUCGGAACCACAGGGUUGUUUAAUGUGAACAGAAGUGUUUCUCAUCAACCCGAGUCUAAUAAGCAUGUUGACUCCGUCUUGGAUGCUUCCCGGCCGAAGACUGUUUCCUGGAAGACAAUAAUAUGCACUAAAUGGGCGAGAGGUCAAUGCCCAUUUGGAGAAAGAUGUUGUUACGCUCAUGGCCCGUCAGAGUUGCAACGGCCUGGUGCUCAUGCAGAGCCAGAACCGAAACUGAAUUCUCUUCAGAUUCCAGCAAAGCCUCUAUCUGCUUCUGUUAUCGAUUCAUCUCCUCCAACUAAGGUGAUUGAUGUCCCUAAAGGAAAGAACGAAGCAGAUGAGAAUAACUCAAAAAAGUGGAAGUUAAACAGGAGGGUCAAUGGAAUUUAUGGCGAUUGGUUGGAUGAUCUAUCGCCUCCUCGCUGCUAG